AUGGCAAAUUACGCUUUUGCAGAUGCAAAACUGAUUGGGUUGUUUCCCGCAGUGCUGAACCUGGCUACUAAUGCUCUCAUCACAACCAAUGCUACCUGUGGAGAAAAGGGUCGGGAAAUGUACUGCAAACUUGUUGAGCAUGUUCCUGGACAGCCUGCGAGGAACCCUCAGUGCCGUAUUUGUGAUCAAAGGAGCAGGGUUCCACACCAACGACAUCCCAUAACAAAUGCAAUUGAUGGCAAGAACACUUGGUGGCAAAGCCCCAGUAUCCAGAAUGGAAUUGAGUAUCAUUACGUGACCAUCACAUUGGACCUCCAACAGAUUUUCCAGAUUGCAUAUGUUAUUGUGAAAGCAGCUAACUCGCCUCGACCUGGGAAUUGGAUAUUAGAGCGUUCGCUGGAUGGUGUAGACUAUCAACCGUGGCAGUAUUACGCUAUCACAGACAGUGAGUGCCUGACACGCUACAACAUUCAUCCCCGUCCUGGAACUCCAUCCUAUAUAAAAGAUGAUGAAGUUAUAUGCACUUCUUAUUAUUCCAAGAUCCAUCCUCUGGAGAAUGGAGAGAUUCACACUUCUCUAAUUAAUGGACGGCCUAGUGCUGAUGAUCCUUCACGGGUAUUGCUAGAAUUCACCUCUGCUCGCUUUAUUCGCCUGAGAUUUCAGAGGAUACGGACACUAAAUGCUGAUCUAAUGAUGUUUGCACACAAAGAUCCGAAUGAAAUUGAUCCCAUUGUUACACGGAGGUAUUACUAUUCUAUAAAAGAUAUCUCUGUUGGAGGCAUGUGUAUAUGUUCAGGCCAUGCGAAGGCUUGUCCACCGGAUCCAGCAACCAAUAAAUCCGUCUGUCAGUGUGAGCACAACACAUGUGGAGAGACAUGUGAUCGGUGUUGUCCCGGUUUCAAUCAAAAGCCUUGGCACGCUGGCACUUUCCUGGUUAAGCACGAAUGUGAACCAUGCAACUGUCAUGGGAAGACCGAGGAGUGUUACUAUGAUCAGGAUGUCGCAGACAGAAAUCAGAGUUUGAAUGUCCAUGGAGAAUACAUCGGGGGUGGAGUGUGUGUGAAUUGUACAAGCCACACCAGUGGCAUAAACUGCGAGACCUGCAUCGACGGUUACUUCAGACCUAAAGGGGUAUUGCCAGAUAGCCCUGAUCCAUGCCAGCCAUGUUCUUGUGAUCCAAAUGGGUCUUUACAUGAAACCUGUGUCAAAGAUGAGAAACAUGCAGAAGGAG
Messenger RNA from Tauraco erythrolophus (red-crested turaco), 1231 nucleotides. The record is from RefSeq and is a predicted model, not a curated record. NCBI's taxonomy places the organism in Eukaryota, Metazoa, Chordata, Aves, Musophagiformes, Musophagidae.